Messenger RNA from Lachancea thermotolerans CBS 6340, 1044 nucleotides. It is a transcript of the gene CYC2, whose product is annotated as oxidoreductase. NCBI's taxonomy places the organism in Eukaryota, Fungi, Ascomycota, Saccharomycetes, Saccharomycetales, Saccharomycetaceae. Gene Ontology annotation, molecular function: oxidoreductase activity. The coding region runs from base 1 to 1044 and encodes 347 amino acids. The record is from RefSeq and is a predicted model, not a curated record. The transcript has a single exon.
AUGAUAUUCAAGAAGUGGUCUCAGUACCCUCAAGCUUUUCGGAAUUUGCCCUUUUGUCUGCGAGCUAGCCGUCCAUUUUUUACUGCUCAAAACUGCGCUCUUGGUGGCCUUUCCGCUGCAGCAUUAGGUGGAUUGUGGUACUACCGCAUGCGCGAUACGAAUGUUGAGCUAUCAGAAGAUUACUUUACUAAAUACCAGGUCACACAAAAUAUGCAAAUUGAUGAUGAACACUUCAUGCUUGAGCUCAAGCCUUUAUGUCCUCAGUCAACUAACAUUUGGGACUUAAUGAAAUCGAAGAAGUUAUGGUCGGUGCAAGUGAAGCAGCCAGAGAUAAUGGUAGUCAGGAAUUAUACACCGUUACCCCUAAAAAAGCUUAAAGAUGGUAAUUUCGUCGCUCUUAAGGAAGGUGAUAAUGCUGGCGGCAAGUUCUGGCUGUACCUAAAAAAGUAUCAACAUGGCGAGGUUGCAAGAUGGCUCAGCAAGCUACCUGAGGGCCACAUUGUGGAACUUCGAGGCCCUUGUAUAGACUUUGAAUUUCCCCAUCUUCCUGCUGAUAGCUCAUUCCAAAAUGCUCAAGAGAGCAUGAAAUCACCCUCCCCUCCCCUGUAUGACAUUUUGGCCUGCACUGCGGGCACUGGAAUAGCACCUGCGUUGCAGCUUCUCUUAACGGUAGGAGAUCCAAGAAGAGUGCAGUUGCUCCACUCCUGUAGGAGAAAGCUAGAUCUUGGGCCACUUUUCCCUCUUUUAAAUCAACUUGAGCACACCAGCCGUCUUCAACUUCUUCUUUUCGAGUCUACAGUAGGCCGCGACAUAAGACACACACAAAGCGAAGUUCUCAAGCUAAUCCCAACGCCAAGUGAACAUCAACAAAACACUAUUAUUGGAUCAAAAGAUAAGAUACGUCCCUGUUUUGCCUUAGUUUGUGGCCCCGAUCCAUACAUCACUACAAUAUCAGGAACCAAGUACGACCUGUCACAAGGGCCAGUGGGGGGUUUGCUGAGUGAAAGGGGGUGGUCAGAGCGUAACGUAUAUAAACUCUCCUGA